Messenger RNA from Rhinolophus ferrumequinum (greater horseshoe bat), 1187 nucleotides. It is a transcript of the gene TMEM18, whose product is annotated as transmembrane protein 18. The record is from RefSeq and is a predicted model, not a curated record. The transcript is spliced from 5 exons. Gene Ontology annotation, cellular component: nuclear membrane. Lineage: Eukaryota; Metazoa; Chordata; Mammalia; Chiroptera; Rhinolophidae. The coding region runs from base 669 to 1091 and encodes 140 amino acids.
GCAGACAGGCCCGCUCACAGGUGGCGGUGCGGACACAGGCCCAGCCGGGCGUGGCUGCCACGCUCACUUCAGCCACACUAGACCCCGAAAGGCAGCGGCACGACCUACGCUGGGUCAGGUGCGCGUGGGCCCAGGCGGGGACCACACGGGCUUGGGAGGAGCCAAGGCCGGGCGCUGCUCAGGGACGUGAACCGGGAUCAGGAAGGCUGCGGGGAGGGCGGCGCACGGGGGCGCAGGGGCCGACCCACAGCGCGGCGUGCGGCGCCCGGGGAGGAGCCGAGGGGAGGGGAGAGCGCGGAGAGGCUCCGGGGAGCACGGCACUGGGGCCAGGGAAGGGCCAGGGAAGGCCCGCCGGCAUCGGCGUCGGCUGCGGGCUGGGCCCGCGACGCCCCCAGUUCACGGCGCCCCGCCCCUGCCCCCCGGUUCGCAGCGAGACUACGACAGGCGGUGACGCACUCGCAGCCCGGCCGCAGCCGCGUUGCCACCACGGAGCAUCGCGAGACGUGGACUCGGUACGAGGCCCCGCGGCUACCGCGAGUUAACAGCGUCCACCGCCCGCUUCUGACGCAGCAGGUCUCGCGACAACGCAGAUCCCGCGAGAGGCGACGCCUGAGGCCCUCCUUGCGGUACCGAGGCGGGGCGGGCGGCGCGGGGGCCUUUCGGGGAUCAUGCCGUCCGCCUUCUCAGUCAGCUCCUUCCCCGUCAGCAUUCCCGCCGUCAUCACGCAGACAGACUGGACCGAGCCGUGGCUCACAGGGCUGGCUGUCUUCCACGUGCUGUGUCUGCUGCUCACGUGUGUCUCGUCCCGGAGGUAUGAACUGCAGGUCGGUCACUUCCUGUGCCUGGUAACUUUAGUCUAUUGCGCUGAAUACAUCAAUGAAGUGGCCGCGCUGAACUGGAGGUUAUUUUCCAAAUACCAGUAUUUCGAUGCAAGAGGAAUGUUCAUUUCGGUCGUGUUCUCGGCGCCGUUGCUGCUCAACGCCACGGUCAUUGUGAUUAUGUGGGUACGUAAGACUUUGAAUGUGAUGACUGACCUGAAGAACUUACAAGAGAAAAUAAAAGAACGGAGAAGGAGAAGAAAAGAAGAAUAAUGUUACAGCAAUUGCUCUCUGUUUUUAUGCUAGUUUUUUUCCUCCACCAUCAUUGUUUUGAGUAUUAAAGGGCACGUGUUACAAGGGUCCUUCUUA